AUUUUGUCUACAGUCCUGCUCGAAGGAGAAGAUGCAGUAAAGAGAUUAACCCUCCUCUGAUGAGUGAUUUGAGGAUUGUUCUACUGGGGACGAAUGCUUCAGAAAACAGUCGAGUGGGAAACGUCCUGUUAGGAAGAGCAGCGUUUGAGACUGAAGAACCUCCAGAUGUUGUAGAAAGAGUUGGAGGAAAGGUGAAGGACAAACACAUGAUGGUCAUCAACACUCCAAACAUCUCACAACAUGAGAUGACACAGAGAGUGAGAGAGUGUGUGUAUCUGUCUGCUCCAGGACCUCAUGUGAUCCUUCUGGUACUGAAACAUGAUCAGUGUUCAGGAGAAGAGAAAGAACAUGUGGAGAUGCUGCUCAACUCUUUCUCUCACGCUGUUUAUCAACACACAAUGGUGUUCACCACACAAGAGUCACACACUCAAGUCAAUGACAUUGUACAGGCAAUCAUUCACAAAUGCAACAACAGACACUUCAGACUGGAGACAAACAGCACUGCUGCUCAACUCAUAGAGAAAUGUGAAGAAAUUGUGCACAGCAAUGAAGGACAAUAUUUGAUUUGCAAAGAAAAAG
Xyrauchen texanus (razorback sucker) is the source of this 579-nucleotide messenger RNA. Its product is annotated as GTPase IMAP family member 9-like. The annotation marks the transcript as partial. Gene Ontology annotation, molecular function: GTP binding. The record is from RefSeq and is a predicted model, not a curated record. NCBI's taxonomy places the organism in Eukaryota, Metazoa, Chordata, Actinopteri, Cypriniformes, Catostomidae. The transcript is spliced from 2 exons.